Lynx canadensis (Canada lynx) is the source of this 4108-nucleotide messenger RNA. RefSeq names its product centriole, cilia and spindle associated protein (gene CCSAP). The transcript is spliced from 3 exons. The coding region runs from base 78 to 920 and encodes 280 amino acids. Gene Ontology annotation, molecular function: microtubule binding. NCBI's taxonomy places the organism in Eukaryota, Metazoa, Chordata, Mammalia, Carnivora, Felidae. Gene Ontology annotation, cellular component: cytoskeleton; centriole; ciliary basal body. The record is from RefSeq and is a predicted model, not a curated record. Gene Ontology annotation, biological process: regulation of mitotic spindle assembly.
GUCGUGUCCCCGGCUCCGUAGGCGGCGGCGGCGGCGGCGGAGCGGAGCCGCGCGCGCUCAAGCCCGCGGGAGGCACCAUGUCCCCGGGGAGCGGGGUGAAGAGCGAGUACAUGAAGCGCUACCGGGAGCCGCGCUGGGAAGAGUACGGGCCGUGCUACCGGGAGCUGCUGCACUACCGCCUGGGCCGCCGGCUGCUGGAGCAGGCGCACGCGCCCUGGCUCUGGGACGACUGGGGCCCGGCCGGCGCCUCGGACGACUCGGCGUCGUCGGCGUCGUCGGGCGCCGGGGGCCCCGCGCCCCAGUUCGCCCCCGCCUCGCCGCCGCCGCCGCCGCCGCCCGCGGAACCCGCGGCGCGGGAGGGGCCGGAACGGCGGGCGCGCGGGCCGGCGGAGGAGCAGGGCGCGGAGGCGGCGGAGGCCGGGGAGGCCCGGGACGCGGCGAGCGCGGAGGAGGCGGCGGACGGGGCUCUGCCAGCACUGCCAGUGAAAGACAUAAAAGAAAAACCUGAACAACAGGUCAGAGCAAAAGAGACUGACAAGUUACCCAGCAGUACUGAACCUCGACAGCAACCAAGUGCCUUAUUUGCUAGAGGAAAUAGGAAAGCAGCCAAAAGUCCUCAAAGAUCAUCAACUAAAAUAAAGGAGAAGAAGCAUCCGUUUGCUCUUUAUGGGUGGGGAGAAAAACAGACCGAUACAGGAAGCCAAAAAACUCACAACGUCUGCGCGUCUGCCCCCGUGCAUGAGAUUCACGAAUCAGCAUUACGAGCCAAGAACAGAAGACAGGUGGAAAAAAGGAAACUGGUCACUCAGAGGCAGCGCGCUCACUCUGUAGACGUGGAGAAAAACCGAAAGAUAAAGCCUUCCUCCUCGGAGAACCCAUGGAUGACAGAGUACAUGAGAUGCUAUUCGGCAAGAGCUUAAAGGCCGAAACAUUUGCUUGGACAGCCUCUUCAAAAGAGUGUAAAUGAAAAGAAAGAAGAAACAAAACAAAAGAAAACAGACAUAGAUUUAAGAAACCAGCUGAUUAUGCAAGGUUUUCCGUAGGGCAUGUCCAAAAGAUUGCUCUAUUUCAGUGAACCCUGGUCACCUACCUCAGUAGUAGGGCGACAGUUGAAGCCAUAGAUAUUUGGUUAUUUAUGAAGCUCAGUCCCUAAUAUUUGAUAUUCUUAUAAGGGUUUUUGUUUUAAAGCAUCUUAAUCUUUUCAGAUACCGCCACCGAAUGCCUUUAAAUGGCUAUUGAUGCUUAACAUUCAGUCUUCUCUGUCAGUGUAGCCGGAGCCUGUUUUCAUCCUGUCCUGAGUAACUUUCCAGAUUCCAUAGUGAGGAAGAUCAUUCCGACCUGUAGCUUAAGACUCAUUUUCCUUACGCGUGGUUUUCUUCGUGAAAGAACGGCUCAUCGAAAGGGAGUUUCGACACUAACAUCGACUCCUUGUACAGUGACGCCAGAACCCCCGCAGUUCCUGAAAAAGUAAACUUAUUCGUCUUUCAAUUAUGGCACCACUUUACACAGACCGUGAUAUUUAAGAAUUAUCUGGGCUGGGUGAGGGUCCUCUUUUCUCUUUAAAUUGUCAUCUGGGCACUUUCUAUCUCAUGCAGAUUUUAAUAGAUCGAAUGCAGUCCCGUACGUAAAGUGCCAGUGCGGUGUGUUGAGAGGAGUACUGAACUUCUUCUGUGAAACUUUUCUUUUCAUUACUGCAACUUUCUUAACACGUAACGGGAGAAGCAGCUCCUUGCUGCGGUCCAGCCUUUUGGCAUAUACGCGCUGCGGACUCUUGCCUCUUCUUUAAUAGUUGGCCGUGACAUUUAGAACUUCCCGUGUGAAAUUUCACUUAGCGAUGUUGAGGUGGUCUUGCGCACGGGGGUGGGGAUGACAUCCAGAUACCAGUUAGAGAUGUGGCUUACCCCUACUUUCUCCACUUUUUCCUCUACAGAACUCAUUCGUAACAAAGCCUUGACAAUGUACGUUGUUCAGACUUCUGCUGAAAUGCAUUUCUCCCGGAUUCCUAGCCAGUGGAAUGAGACGAUGGUGGUGUUUGUCUAGGCACGGAUGUUGAGCAUGUAAACAAAGCGCUCCUUCCCUGGUACAUUUCCUUUGGGGUAGAACAAAAUGGUUUUAAGGAAUGCUGGUUUCCAUCCAGCUGAUACAGGAAUCUACAGGAAGGAAGAGUGCCGAAUUCUCUGGAAGAGGGAAAAAAGGUCCUUUGCCUAGGCCAGGCUAGCACCCGUAGAUGGGUGAAUAAAAUUUGCUAUUAGGUGUGAGGUUGAACAUUCCCUUGCUGUUUUUACUCUGGAUCUUUGAAGUGUUGUCAAUUUUUACUCUUUUUUUUUUUUUUUCUAAAGUAGGCUCCAGGCCCAGUGUGGGGCUAGAACUCAUGACCCUGAGACCAAGAGUAUGCUCUACCAAUUGAGCCAACCAAGCCCCCCAUAGUCAAUGUUUAGAACACAAAUAUGUUGUAUUCCACAUAAAAUCUUCACACGAUGUCCUCUUACAACUGUAUAAGCUUUGAAAACUCAAGAAUCGUGAGCUUUAAAAAAAAGAAAAAAGACUUUCUAAAUACUUGCAUCGUUCUGAGGUGAAUCCUUUUACGUAGAGAGCUCUCCUAAUCAUUGAGAUGGGUAUUUAACAGGAAGUUCUAUAUGUCGGUCCAAAACAACCCUGCUAAUAAUCCUGGUGAACGUUACUGUCAUUAUUAAAGUCCUUAAACACUGCAGGUACCUAACGAUCAAAUUAACGUGGCAUUGUGAUGGUGCAGCUGACUGUGAAAACUGUUCCUUCCAAAGCCCUUCGUGCACGUUUGUGUUUAGGCAUCCAGCUCAAGCGUUCCUGUUGCACCUGACAAUCUCCGGGAAGAUGGCCUUGGGUGUAGGUCAGGUUCCACACUGACGGGCUGCCUUAGAAACCCAGCUUCCUCUCGGCUUUACCAAGCCGGACUCCCUCCCCUUUAGGGAACAGACUCGUAUUCAAUGUGCUUCCUCCUGGCAGCUCCAGAUGGAGAAAAAACCUAGAAGGCAAUACUGGCCAGUUUUACCCCUUUCUUAAGUAGAAGACCAAUGGACAGGAUUUUUAAAGUACUUUUCAUGUGCAUGAACAAUGAGUACAUCAGCCUGAAUUAACUGUGAGUCCCCUUCCCAUGUCCAAGUCAUUAGUUGCCGAGGGUGUCUUUUUAGGGGUGAAAAUCACCUUUGGAGCCCAUGAAGUUUUUUAAGCGGUAACAAUUUGAUGGUCUGACUGUUCCCUUCAUUCUAGAAACUCAUGUUCCUAAUUCUUAUAAAUCGUGUUCCUAAUUCUUGGGACAACGUGGAAGACAGCAAGCUGGUUUAAAAUUACCUUUCAUGUUGAAAAGUCUGAAACUGAAAAUCCAGUGAGAAUAUGGAAUAAAAUAAUUGCUGCCUAAGAUUCUCUUUUUUAAAUUUUGGUUUUAAAAUUAAAAGUUUGCCAUAAACAUGGUUUCUGUGUUACUUUUAUUAAGAGCAGUAAUCGGAUACUAAGUAACAUCUAGCAACUCUGCUGGACCAAGGCAAAUGACAAGUAAAUAGAAAUCUAUUUCUUUUUUUGAAAAAAUAUUUUGAAAUACUUUUUUAAGUGUAUCUUUAUUUAUUUUGAGAGACAGAGCAAGCAGGGGACGGACAGAGAGAGAGGGAGACAGAAUCCCAAGCAGGCUCCGCACUGCCAGCACCGAGCCCGAUGCGGGGCUCGAACUCGCGAACCACGAGAUCAUGACCUGAGCCAAACUCAAGGAGUCGGAUGCUUAACCGACCGAACACCCAGGCGCCCCUAUUCUUUCAUUUUAAACUAAAAGGCUGCUCUUAUUUAGGAGGUAUCAAAAUACUCAGUACCUCUGGGUUUUAUAUAUAUAUAUAUGUAUGUAUACACACACACACACACACACACACACACACACAUACAUAUACUCCUAUAUAUAUAUAUAUAAACUCCACCGCGGUAACAUUUCUAAGUACAUAUAUACAUUUUUUAAAAGUUUACUAAAGGUAUAAUAGGGUAUAGAUUCUCUGAAUUGCUCAUGAUGUAGUAGGCACCUAUUUAUGGUACUUCAUAUGUAAUACCUUUGUCAUUGUUUCAUUAAAUAAAAAUUGCCAAUAACUUGAAA